UCUCCUUCUCUUCCUCCGAUCGCGACUCUACCACAAGCCCCUGCACCUUUGGCAGGGAGGGAUGCGUGUGUCCGCUGGCGUGCACGCACAGACACGCGCGCACACACACACAACCGACAGGAGAAGAGAAGCUGAGCUUGCGCAGGCAGGCGGUACGGGAGCGCAGUGAAGACCUGCGAGCUCGUGCGAGGGAUGUAGGAGGUCUGCUGCGCGGCUGUGGGUGCAUGCGUGUGUGUGGUGUGCACACACGAGUGCCGCUCCCCCUUUCCCUAUUCACCCCCCCUCCUAUCCUACUGCCUUCGGUACCGGAGCACAACGUGGGACCAACUGGGAUGACCUGGUCUACUGGCAGAGCUCUGGAACGCCUCAGCAGGCUGGUUGUUUAAGGAACUCUCCCACUCCCACUCCUGCGUGACCACCUUUCCAGUAAGCCGGCACUGGUCAGCUCCGGGGGCUCAGAUGGAUACGGAUCUGGUGCACUGAGACAGUGUGAAGCAGUAUCACAGACAAUCUACGAAUUUCAGGCAUUCAUCCCUUACACUGCAGCCCAGCCGCUCUCCUUUCUACUGCCUAGUGACUGACUCGGAUAAAUGCCAACGGCCUGAUCCCCACUGUCUACAAGCUUGUCUGUUCCCUGAUACCAAGAGUUCAGUUGCACUUUUAGGAACUUCAGUGAAACUGUGAAUGAGUAUAGGACAGGAAGAGCACCUUGCCGUCAGACCACACUCCAUCCUCGUCUCUCCUCUCAGGGGAUGGCCCAGGUCCAAGAUGGACACACAGACACUUGUGGAAGCCCUGCGAUGUUAGAGGAGAGCUACAAUGGGAUGGACAGUGGUAGCCUGACCCCUGGAUCAGCUCGACAGGUCUGCAUUCUGCGCCACCCCAGCCACGGAUUUGGCUUCAUCGCCGGUAGCGAGAGGCCUGUCAUCAUCCGUUCAGUCUCAGCCGACGGUCCCUCUGAGGGCAAGCUAUUGCCAGGAGACCAGAUUCUGACUAUCAACAACGAGCCAGUGAGUGACGUGCCAAGGGAGAGAGUCAUAGACCUUGUAAGGAGCUGCAAGGAAUCUAUUGUUCUUACUGUACUGCAGCCACAACAGUCACCCAAGUCUGCCUUUAUUAGCGCAGCCAAGAAAGCGCGUCUCCGGACAAACCCACCAAAAGUGCGUUUCUCUGAGCAAGUCUCAAUCAGCGAUCCAGACUCAACCAUGCUGAAGGACGACUCUUUGCUACUCAUUCCUAAUGUGCUGAAGGUGUUCCUAGAGAAUGGACAGAUUAAGUCCUUUACAUUUGACAGCCGUACCACUGUGAGGGAUGUCAUCUCCUCUCUGCAGGACCGGCUGUCCUUGCGUUACAUUGAGCAUUUUGCCCUUGUUCUGGAGUCUGGUGGACUCCAUCAGAACCAGCGGCUGCACCUUCUACAGGACACCCAGCCCCUGUCCCAUGUAGUACAGAGGACCUACUUCCAGGGCAUGAAGUGUCUGUUUCGCAUCUGCUAUUUUCCCAAGGACCCUGCAGACCUCUUGAGGAGAGAUCCCGCAGCUUUUGAGUAUUUGUACAUCCAGAGUCGUAAUGAUGUUAUUAAGGAACGCUUCGGAAUCGACUGGAAGUCUGACAUCACACUGAAGCUGGCAGCUCUCCAUAUCUACAUUACAGUUUCUGCUGCUAGGCCGAACCAAAAGAUCUCGCUUAAGCACGUCGAAAAGGAGUGGGGUCUUGAGCCUUUUCUUCCCCUCACUCUGCUACCCACUGUAAAAGAAAAAAAUGUCUGCAAAUCCCUUUCCCAGCUGCUUAAGACCUACCAACACCCCCCGCCUGCUGGCAAUAAGGUCCCUCCUCUGCAGGGAAAGCUACAGUAUAUGCGUGCUCUGAAUGACUUGCCGCCCUUUGGGGGCCUGCUGUUUCACACUGUUGGUCUGGAUGAGAAGCAGUCUGCCACAACACUCCUGGUUGGGCCGCGACAUGGCAUCAGUCACGUCAUCGACCUGAAGAACAACCUCACCACCGUCCUGGCUGAAUUCAGCCGGAUUUCAAAGGUGCAGCUGUUUCGAGAAAACCAAGGAGUGGCCCGGGUGGAAGUGACGAUACUGGAGGCCAAGCCACUGGUCUUAUUGAUGGAAUGGCCAGAUGCCUCCAAUUUCGCCUGUCUUAUAUCCGGUUAUUACAAGCUCUUUGUGGACCCCAAGAAAACCAUCUACUGCCGGACUCCUGGUCAGUCCCACAUGAUCAAGGCAGAUUACAGAAGUCCUCACACGCUACCCCAGCUGGUCCCCUCAAUGUCGAGCAGCAGCCGACGGGAAGAGAGGGAGGGUAUCCCUAGGGAGUCCUCCAGAAGGCCAGCUAGCCCACCACACUCACAGCACCUGGGUCUGUGUCACCUGCAUCUCAAAGAGCAGAAGCAGCUCCAGGAGCUCCAAAUGCAGGCCGAAGAGGAAGUGGACUUCAAUGAGAACAUUAUCUUCCAAGAGGAAAGCCGACCACGCACCAAGUCUGACCCAACACUCAAGAGCACUGAGUCCAUUGCAGAACCUGUGGCAGUCGAGCACAGCAAUUCGGGGACUGAGUUUAGAGGUCGGGCCAACACACUGGAAGCAUCCCAGCGCCAUGGACGGUUCUUCUGUGAUUCUUGUAAGGCCAAGUUAAAGGCAGCAGCAGAGGGUGUUGUGGCAGUAAAUGGUGGGUCUCAGCGAUGCUCUAAUGCAUGCGCCUCCCGUGAUGGGGGAGCUGUGGACCUCAUGUCCUUACCCCCACCAGGAAACGAAGAAGAUGAGGAGAUGGAGGAAGGAGGAGGAAAACUCCAACUGCCUCCUCCUGCUAUUGCUGCGCCACCACCAGGAUUCCGUGAUAACAGCUCAGAUGAGGACGAUCCCAAUAGGGGGCGUAAAGCCCAGGGUCAAGCACUGGCAGUAGAAGCUCAGGAAGAGGUGCCCGUGACUCUAAUUGACAAUGUAGCCACACGGACGGUGCGAGAUCAUGCCCAGGAACUAGACGAUGCACUGGUAUCCACCCUACAGGCACUGGAGGCUUUAGCUGCAUCAGAGGACUAUCCCCACCAUCAGCCAACCCCACAGACAGCAGGGCUGAUCGUGCUGGCAGCAAUCACCCCAGAGUCCUCGCUAGAUUCUGGACAUGAGACCAACUCUUCAGAGCUAACAGAUGUCUCAGAGAUGGUGUCUGCAAUGAAGCAGCAUCAGAAUCAAGCCUACCUGCUGGCUCACCACAUCAACAAGGAUCGUCUCUUUGGGCGCCGUGAUUUCCCUCUUGCCAUCCCUGGAUGCUCUGCUCAGGCUCUUGGGGGAGGUACCUUUUCUGUUAGUCAGCUGCGUGCUGGAGGGCCUCCUAAAUCUGUCAUCCUCAGCAAGGCUACCCAACUAAGAGUUAUUCCAACUCAAGAGACUACAGUUCCCAGCAUUACUGUGGAUCCAGUCCAGACACAACCCCAAACUAGUGUACAAGACACAGGGAAGUCCAAUCUAGUGCCUCCCCAAGAUGUGUCAGCUGAUUGCUCCUCACAGGCCUCUAGAGAACUAACAGUUGUUGAACAAGGUGAAAAAAAAUCAAUCAGCAAUGACCAGGGGUCAUUAAGCCCAAAAAAGGAACGGCUGAGUCCAAAGCCUGCUGUCAAGGGGGAUGUCAAGGGGAAGGCCCCAAAAACUCCUAGUCCAGAAUCUACCAAGAAAGCCUUACCCAUUCUCUUGCCUGUGGAUGGAGCAAAUUCUACAAAUAGCCACCCAGGAAGUCAAGAAAAUCAGACUGUCUCAAGUAAAACUAGUAAACCUUCAAGUUCCAAGGAUCUCUUGAUCUCAGAUGAUGACUUGUUCUGCACAUGCCCAAUAAAGCCAAAGCCUAGUGUCCCACUACGAGCAAAAGACCCACAAGCUCAUAAGGUAGUAGUGUUCCAUUCUUCAUCUCCAACUGAUGAUGAGCGCCUUCGUGCUAAAGCCAAAACUUUACAGCUAGCCAGCAGCAAAGAGAGUACAACACAAGGUCCAGAACAUUCACAGACAAAGUCUACACUUUUAGUCCCACCCAAGUGUUCCCCACUUCCCCCCAAAAAGACAGGGCACAAAGAGAUACCAGAUAUCAAGACAGAGAAUUCUCAGAGCAAAGUUUCAAAUGAGACGCAAAAAGUCACCAAAACCGUACCUGUGCUUGUUGAAACAUCAAAAGCCACUAGUUAUGCGGACAAGGCAGCAACAAUUCCUGCCAUGGAUUGCAAGAAACAGGGCAAUAACAAAGCUAAGACCCAACGUAGUGCUCCGUUCCUGAGCUUCAGGAACUUACUGUCAGCAACUUUUCCAGCACGACUGAGGCGUGAGACAGAUGAGCGGCAGGCACAACUGCAGAAGGUACGUCAAUAUGAGCUGGAAUUUUUAGAGGAACUGUUAAAGCCAAAAGCAGCACAGGCAGAGUUUCUUCCGCAGGGACCAUCUCUAGUUCCUGUGGGCACUUCUUGUGCUUGCCAGCUUCGCUCUAGUCCUGUGCAAAAGGUCCCUGGUGUGUCUAGGGAACAGCGACGAAGCUGUGACUGCAAGAGGUUGUGCAGAGGGAUCCGACUGCCUGAUACACCUGUUGGAUCUGCACUUGAACGCAGAGGAAGAGAAAGGACUGUGUCUAAAACCCCACCUACCAUCCAUAAAACAUCACCAGAAGGACCCAAAAAAGCAUCUCAACUUGAGGGAGCAAAAAGACCUCAAACUUUAGAGAUAAAGACCACUCGAAUCCGCUCAACAAGCCUUGAAUCUCGAGAACCCCAAGGAAAGCCGGUCUCCUGUCUACCUACCUGUACUUCACAUUCAGAGUGCAUAGCAGCUCCACAUUAUAUGAAGCUUCAGAGGCGAUACAGCAUUGGGGAGGCAGACAGCAAUGAAUGUGCACCACUCUAUGCUGAAGUCAAGAAAGUCAAAUCCAAAAGCCUUGAGAAGGAGAUGGAGCGAGUCAGAGCAACUGGACUCAGGCUACCAACUCCAGUGGAACCAUCUUAUUCUCAUGCUGGGGACGGAAAAAGAAAAGGUGUGUUCUCCAUUCAAGAGGAAGAGCUGCUGAAGGAAGACCGAGUAGAGGCUAAUGAGGUAGUGCUAGGGUUGCCAAGUGAGGAUAAUGAUGACAGACAGAAGUGCUGUUCUUUCUGCUUUUGCUACCGUAAGUGUGAUACAACUGAUGAGAACAGUGAGAAAGACGAGCUUUCCUACUCCAUUCCCUUGCAAGUACUACCAGGCAUGCAGUUGGACAGCCAUGCCAUGCCUGUGGUCAGCAAAACACUGCAGGUGCUUGAUGCAGAGGACUGUAGUGGGGAGGUGGAAGUGGAGGAUCCCCAAAACCACGAGAUUGAUUUGCGAGCUUGUAGUAGCCUGGAGGCAAGCCUAUCACGAGUAAAAGCCUUGCAGGGUAAGACAUUUUCCCUACCAGAUGGCUUCUUGACUGCACAGCUUGAUGCUAACGAGCUGCUUGCCAUCCUGCGACAGUGUGCAAGCAGCCCACAGGCUGAGGAUGAGCUUCGCCUGCAAGCCCCUCAAUUGGCCGAAUACAAACAAGAACUAGCCUUGCGUUUCAAGGAGUUUCGGGCAUCGUGCCGGCGAGUAGCAGGUGUAGAGAAAAGCCCCACACGAAUGCUGAGCGCUGUUACUGCCAGCUUUCAAGUGCUUUGCAGUUUGACACAGUCCUUCAUCCAGCUAGUCAGAGGCGUGCGCUCUGAGACACAGAGACUGCAGCUGCUGCGCAAGGUGGAGGAGGUGGCAGUCAACUACACUCUGCUCCUACGUGCUGCAGAGGAGUCGAUGGGCCACUCAAGCAGCCUUCCCACCAAAAGCAGCAGCCCUCUACCUGGCAACCCUGCAGCAAAUAUGGGCUCUCUCAACCGUCCCAUUAACAGCCUGAGUACUAAAUGAAACCCAAGCUCAAAACAAGGCUUCAGAAAUGAAGACCCAUCUUUAUCUUUGUCUGACACUUCCCGAGAAACUGUACUACUGCAGUCAGACAUAACAUGGGUACUUUGCCCUGGCCAACCCAUUAUUUGCUGUUUACAUUUAGUCCUGUGAACUCCACAAGAAUUGUUCCAUCUUCAGCACUGCAAUACAACUGCUACUUUCACAUGUUUACAAAGGCAUUAUGAGAAAAAUAAUCACCCACCAAGUAUAACCGUAUAUAUGGGAAAGGGAGAACUGGAGACAUUCUGCUCCAAGAUUCUGGGCAAUAUGGACAGAGCUACAUGCACGACUGGGUGAAGGAAAUAAACCCUUGUCUUUCAGCUAUCAACUGGAAAGGUCUUUAUAUCAGCCUGGCUAAGGAUUUUAUUGUUUUUUUUUCCAGAGAAGUACAAUUUUGUGUUCAGAAAAGUAUAUCUUAUUAUGAUGAUGAUCAUAUUGAUAAUUAUUACAGUAAUUCUAAUUAAAGCCCUUCUAUUUGAUAUGCACUAAGUAACGAACUCCUCUAGAGAAAAUGUUAAGUAGCUGGUUGUAUAAAAUAUUUGGCAUUGACUGGUCAGGUGAUGUGUUUGUGUACUGUUUGAUUGUUAUUACACAAUGCAGACUACAUUGGACAUCUUAACAAGUUCUUAAGUGCAACCCUAAAAUGUACCAUUUUCAUAGUCUUUCGAAGUUGUAUCAUGAAAAUUGCCACACGUUACGGUUGGGUUUCUGUGUCUCAACCAUGCACAGUCACCCACAAAUGUGGAAUGGAAACACAGAUAAGGCAAACCUGCUCAGGGCAGAUAAUGUAGCAGAGACCCAAACCCAUGCCUCAUUUACAUCAGCCAGGACGGGUGCUACUUCCUGGUGGCAGUACAGUCUCUCCAUGGGCAAUUUAGUGAGGUAUGCUUACAGUCCAAGUUACACUUCAGCUUGUCAGUUGAAAGGGCACCUAAACAGAUGUUCAUCUGUGGCGUUAACCUGACACCUCAUCCAGUGCAACUGCUGACACAUUCCAGUGGAAAGGCUUUCCAAGGCUAAGAAAGCUUCUCAUAUUUUCCCUCAUAUACACAAAAAUUAGUUUAUAAUGACAUAUCAUGCACAGCUACUCUGUCUUUUUCAACUACUGUGUUUUUCUAACAUAGCAUAGAGGGUUAGGUUCUUUUCCAAAUAAUCCUCAAUUCCUAUACUCAUGUUAAAAAAAAUAAUAAUUUUGUAUUGUAAGAGUUUGUUCUUCUUCACUGCCACAGUAAACAUCUUCAUGAGGUCCUGCCCAUUGAGCUACUGGAUAUGACAUGUUUUUUUUUUUUAUUAUGUAUCGGUUAUCCAUUGUGAAUUCUUGGAGAUAUUUAACAAGAAAUCCCAACAAAGUAGUUUUUUAUUGUAUUUUAAUAAAACAAACACCUGUUCUCUGUCUCAACAUUUCUGUCUGCUACUGUUCUCUCCUUUGAGACACUUGGCUGGUGUAAGACUUGCUAAAUCCUGACCAACACCCUGAUGCUUUUAGGACCAAGCCACAGUGAUUUAGCGGCUCCAGGGAACACCCACAUCCCGACAACAACCAUUCCAUGCCAUGUUUACUCACCUCUAUCUGUCACAACAUUCUUCAUCUGUUUCUUUUCCUACGAUGUCCAUAAUAUAGACAUUUUCUGGAUCCCACUGCUGAAGGCACAUAUUUGUCCUUGUCUGCUCCAGCAAUGGGUUUGGGAUUACAUGCCAGACAGCCUUGUUUUAGUGAUAAUGCUGUGGUUACAUGAAAACAAAGCUGAGAACCACAUAGAGACCGGUGUUUCGAAAUGGUACUGUAUUUUCUUUCCUUUUUAAAUUCUCCGAGGAUAUUAUUAACUUGUACGAUACUGUAAAUCAAAUGGGAUAUUUGUGAAGAAAAGUUUUAGAAUAUUUAAAAGUAGAAGUGUGAAGAUUUAUCAAAAGGCUUCACUGUUUUGUAGAAGAAAAAAAAUCACAAUAUGAAAAUAUUUAUAGUAGUUAUGUAUCAUAGACAUGAACAGUUCGUUAUAUUUUAAAGCCUAUAUACCAAUAAAAGUAAAGCAUGGGCCAUAUUUAUUUUUGUAACCUACUCUAAUUUUAAGCAUACUGUUGAUCUUAUUUAAUGGAAAAUUUUAUUUAUCAAAUAUUUUGAUGGUCACAUUUUUUCGGAAUAUUUUGGGUUACACACAUUGUUUACUUACGUUCUUAAAAUAUGAAUGUCUGUUUCAUUCACUUGUGUAUGUUUUUUGUGUUACUUAAGACUUUUUGA
Brienomyrus brachyistius is the source of this 8160-nucleotide messenger RNA. It is a transcript of the gene frmpd3, whose product is annotated as FERM and PDZ domain containing 3. The record is from RefSeq and is a predicted model, not a curated record. Gene Ontology annotation, cellular component: cytoskeleton. Gene Ontology annotation, molecular function: protein binding. The transcript has 18 exons. Lineage: Eukaryota; Metazoa; Chordata; Actinopteri; Osteoglossiformes; Mormyridae. Gene Ontology annotation, biological process: signal transduction. Bases 753 to 5885 code for a protein of 1710 amino acids.